AUGUCCAUUAUAGGGAAGUUGAGGCAAUCAAAGAAUGCAGUUCCUUGUAAAAUUGAUUCCCUUAGAGUACAUGAUAAGCUUCGCUAUGAUCCUGAAGCCAUUGGACUUGCCUCAACCGACUAUGGUCAUAUUGUUCGAGAUAUUCCUUUUGCGGUGCUUUAUCCUACAUCCAGUGACGAUAUUAUCGAGCUUAUCAAAUUUUCUAACGAAUGUCCCCUCCCAUUUAAUGUGUCGGCACGAGGCUAUGGACAUUCUGUUAGAGGACAGGACAUGGCACAUAAUGGGGUAGUAGUGAAUAUGCUUUCUUUAAAUGAACAAUAUAAAAAUGGGACUGGAAUUAGGGUUUCAACAGCAGAACAUUAUGCAGAUGUUGGGGGUGAACAGCUGUGGAUUGAUGUAUUGAAUGCCACCCUACAACAUGGCCUUGCACCUGUUUCAUGGACUGACUAUUUGUACCUAACUGUUGGGGGUACACUUUCUAAUGCUGGAGUCAGUGGACAGACCUUCCUACACGGUCCACAGAUUAGCAAUGUUCUUGAAAUGGAUGUUAUUACAGGUAAAGGGGACUUCAUGACUUGCUCCAAAGACAAGAAUUCAGAAUUAUUUUUUGCAGUUUUAGGAGGUCUAGGGCAGUUUGGCAUCAUAAAUAGGGCAAGAAUUGUCCUAGCAAAAGCACCAAAAAGAGGUCUAGAUUAUUUGAAAGGCUUUCUCAUGAUGGACUACACUCCUGUAGAUGACUGGAGAUCUCCCUUUUUCACACCUUAUAACGAAUCCCAAAUUUCUUCUCUAUUGAAGAAACACGGCAUCCUCUAUUCCUUAGAGAUGGUCAAGUAUUAUGAUGAUGAGACCGCCAAUUCAGUGGAUAAAGAAGUUCAAAGGCUGCAAGACGGAUUGAACUACAUUCCUGGUUUCUCUUUCACAAGAGAUGAAACCUAUGUUGAUUUCCUCAAUAGAGUUCAGGAAGGCGAAUUAACCCUAAGAUCAAAAGGAUUAUGGGAUAUUCCUCAUCCAUGGCUGAAUCUUUUUGUACCGAAGUCUCGUACCAUGGAUUUCAAUGCUGGUGUUUUUGUAGAAAUUCUUCACAGAGAAAAGAAGACCAAAGGGCCUCUAUUUGUCUACCCAACGACUAAAACAAAAUGGGAUGAUAGGAUGUCCGCAGUAACACCAGAUGAGGAUAUCUUCUACAUUGUGGGACUGUUGCAUUUAGGCAGAUUCAGUAACUGGCAAGAUUUGGACAAUCAAAACAAUGAAGUACUGGAAUUCUGUGAUAGAGCUGGAAUAAAGUUGAAGCAGUAUCUCCCACACUACAAAUCCGAGGAAGAUUGGAUAAAGCAUUUUGGUUCAAAAUGGAACACUUUCCAAAGAUGGAAAGCACAGUUUGAUCCAAGAAUGAUAUUGUCACCAGGACAAAAAAUUUUCAAUUCUAUUUGA
Molecule: messenger RNA, 1431 nt
Organism: Fraxinus pennsylvanica
Lineage: Eukaryota; Viridiplantae; Streptophyta; Magnoliopsida; Lamiales; Oleaceae
Source: the annotation of a GenBank genome assembly